GUGUGUGUGUGUGUGUGUGUGUGUGUGUCUGUCUGUCUGUUUCUGUCUGCUAUGGUGAUGAGAAGGUGGUACACAUUCCUUUGAAGAUUGUGUUCUGACAUCCGCUAGUUCUGUGCCUGGACAAGAUUGGCUACUGGUACAAUGAGGGCCCAUGUUCUGAUAAUGGUCAUGGUGACUGCAGCAGUGGGUUACAGAGUACGCUCUCCACUCAAGGCACUGCCCUUAGACAUGGCACCCAACUCUGUUGAUGAUGCCUACUCUACCUGCACAAAGGAAAUGUCAAAACAGGUUCUGUCCAAUUACCUAACCAAUGAACAGAACUCAAAUGCUGAUUUCAAAAAAGCAUGGAACAGAGCACAGAAAUCCAACAAGCACAAAAAUCCAGGAAAAGGUCUGACCGAAAACCACGCGAUCGCCAUUCGAGUGUACACCAAUGGUCAACCCAAGAUCUAUGACAAGUUUAAUGCAGCUGUGCGCGAUGGCAGGGGUAUUUACAAAACCAACUUCAACUACCAUGCUCUUCAUUUCCUGCUAACUGAUGCCCUCAAGCACCUAAAAGAGAACCAGGAGAAGGGGAAGUGUGUGACCACCUACCGCAGAACCAAACUGGACUUUGACACAGAUGUCAUCCAAAAGGAGAUCCGAUUCGGUAGCUUCACAUCCACCUCUUUGUGUCGUGAUGCUCUCACCCAUUUUGGCAAGAAGUCCUGCUUUGAAAUCGAGACCUGUCAUGGUGCAGCUCUGGGAACCUUCUCACAUUUGCCUCAAGAGGAAGAAGUACUGAUCCCACCCUAUGAGAAAUUUAAAGUUGAGAGCAUUAGGAAGCAUGAGAAAAAUGACUGGUGUGAUGUUGUGUACAAACUGAGCAGCACUGGUAUCAUUAGUAAUUUGGAUUGCGCGCUGAUGAAAGACCCUGUAUUCACAUUUGUAGAACAAUGAAAGGUUAAUGCUGACUGAUUAGGCUCCUCUUUCCUGGCUGGUGACCAGGUGACUUCUUAUUUGAAUAUUUAGAGCUUAGAGAAUGCUAUGCACAUUAUCUUUUCAUGCUAAGGAUUUGUCUUCUACGCCUCAAGAACGAUACUUAAAAAAAUGUACAACUGUCAAUCAUGCAAGAAUAAAUAAUUAAAAUAAAUUUAAUUUUUCUCAUUUGUAAAAUUUCAAAUUUUUAAAUUUAAAAAAGAUAAUUCUCUGACAAAACCACAGUUACAGGAAGGAUCUUUGCUCAUGUUUCUCUGAUUACAUGGUGAUGGAUGAACACUAUGUGAUGAACCACACUUUUUAUCCCUACUCCUGUAUGCAGGGUUCCAGGGCUUUUGUCUCUGGGCUACAGUUAACUUCAAAAUGGGAUUCAGUGUCCUUGCUUUUGAUUUACAGUGUUGUCUUUCAAAACCCUCAGCAUGUUCAUGUCUCACUGUCUUUCUUUGAGGCACUUAAUCUGUUCUGCUGCCAUAACAAACUAACUGAUAUUUUUAUGGUAUAUAAAACAGUAAUCAAGGACAGCAAAAAUCCUGUGAAAAAAGGGGACAUGCAGUUGGUGCUGGUGCAUCACAUAAAGACAUUUCGAAUGAAUGUUUAUGAGUUCAGACCACACUGUCAGCUUUCUGAAGACUGAAAGCUUGUCCGUAAGGGCGAUUGGACUGCCUAGGAAAAAAAAAAAAAAAA
This is a messenger RNA of Clupea harengus (Atlantic herring), 1662 nucleotides long. Its product is annotated as ecto-ADP-ribosyltransferase 5-like. The record is from RefSeq and is a predicted model, not a curated record. NCBI's taxonomy places the organism in Eukaryota, Metazoa, Chordata, Actinopteri, Clupeiformes, Clupeidae. The transcript is spliced from 3 exons. The coding region runs from base 142 to 939 and encodes 265 amino acids. Gene Ontology annotation, molecular function: NAD+-protein-arginine ADP-ribosyltransferase activity; NAD+ poly-ADP-ribosyltransferase activity.